This is a messenger RNA of Erigeron canadensis, 744 nucleotides long. RefSeq lists its product as uncharacterized. The transcript is spliced from 2 exons. The coding region runs from base 1 to 744 and encodes 247 amino acids. Lineage: Eukaryota; Viridiplantae; Streptophyta; Magnoliopsida; Asterales; Asteraceae. The record is from RefSeq and is a predicted model, not a curated record.
AUGAACGAUUGGUUUGUUGAAGAACCAAAGUAUGACGAAGUUUAUUUUCGUCGCAAGUUUCGUAUGGAUAAAAGUAUGUUUUUAUCCAUAGCAGACGACAUUGAAGCAAACUUCCCAUAUUUUCAAGAAGGAUACGACGCUCGAGGCAAGAGAAGUUUCUUGGCGACACAAAAGAUCACGUCAGCCGUAAGACAACUCACAACCGGCAAUGCACCCGAUGAGUAUGACGAGUACUUAUGCGUGUCCGCAAGAACUUCACGUGAAGCUCUUGAUCAUUUUUGUGAUGCUAUCAUUAAGUUGUACGGCCAAGAGUACCUACGUAGGCUGACUCAACACGAUGUUGCACGCAAAUUCGAGGCCCAUGAGGCUAAGCACCACAUUCCUGGCAUGCUUGGUAGCAUCGAUUGUACCCACAUCGAAUGGAGGAAUUGUCCUAGAAGGAUUUGUGGAUUUGGCAUGCCUUUUUUUGGAGCGCCGGGGUCGAACAACGAUCUCAAUGUGUUGAAUCAAUUCGAUUUGUAUCUUCAAGAGAUACUAGGAACGGCUCCAGAUAGUUCAUUUUCUGUGAAUGGACGGGAUUACAAACGCGGCUACCAUCUUACCGAUGGAAUCUACAACAAGUGGGCGACCUUAGUUAAAGCAUACCCGUAUCCUACCGACCCAAAGGAAAAGAAAUUCAAGAGGUUACAAGAGGCAGCAAGAAAAGAUGUGGAACGCACAUUCGGUGUGCUCAAAGAAAAAUGA